UCACGGUUUGUUCACUGUGUUGUAGCAACGUGGACUUAGUGCUACUAAUAUAGCCUAGGGCUCAUCAGGCCAGCUGGAACAUGACAGACAUAAUAAUGGUCAAGAUGAAAAAUGGCAACAGUGAUUCAGAAAACAUUUGGUGAUAUUUCACUAGACACUGAUGUAAAAGGUGAUAUCUCCUCUUCUGAUAACUCAGGACUAGUUAUGGAUGGCAUAGAUGAAGACAUCAUUGAUCCAUGGACAGUGGUUAGUAAGUCAGCAACGGGAGUUGAUUAUGACAAACUAAUAGCUCGCUUUGGAAGUUCUAAAAUUGACCAAAAUUUGAUUGAUAGAAUUGAGAAAGUCACUGGAAAGCCAGCACACCAUUUACUGAAAAGGGGAAUAUUUUUUUCUCACAGAGAUAUGCAUGAGAUCCUUAACUCUUAUGAAAAGAAGAAGCCAUUCUUCUUGUACACUGGUCGUGGGCCUUCAUCUGAGGCUUUACAUCUGGGUCACCUGAUUCCAUUUGUCUUUUCCAAAUGGCUACAAGAAGUGUUUGAUGUUCCUUUGGUCAUACAACUGACUGAUGAUGAGAAAUUUCUGUGGAAGAACCUCACUGUUGAAGAGGCAAGACACCUAGCUUUGGAAAAUGCUAAGGAUAUUAUAGCAUGUGGGUUUGAUGUUGAAAAGACAUUUAUAUUCUCAGAUUUUGAAUUUAUUGGAAUGUGUCCAGCUUUCUACCAGAAUAUGAUUCGAGUCCAAAGAGGAGUAACCUUCAAUCAAGUGAAAGGUAUAUUUGGAUUUGGUGAAAGUGACUGCAUUGGAAAAAUUUCUUUUCCAGCCACUCAGGCAGCACCAUCUUUCAGCUCUUCAUUCCCUUUCAUUUUUGGAGAUAAAAAGGACAUUCCUUGUCUUAUUCCUUGUGCUAUUGAUCAGGAUCCAUAUUUCAGGAUGACCAGAGACAUUGCACCAAAACUGGGAUUUCGAAAACCAGCCCUUAUUCACUCAGUAUUCUUUCCAGCACUACAAGGUGCACAAACCAAAAUGAGUGCAAGUGAUCCAAACAGCUCUGUUUUUUUAACCGAUACUCCAAAGCAGAUAAAAAACAAGAUUAACAAGUAUGCCUUUUCUGGUGGAGGGGCUACAGUUGAAGAGCACAAAGAAAAAGGAGGCAACUGUGAUGUGGAUAUAUCUUACCAGUACUUGCGGUUCUUUAUGGAGGACAGUGACAGGCUGGAUGAAAUUAGAAAAGACUAUUCUUCAGGAGAACUGUUGACGGGGUAUCUAAAGAAGGAACUUAUCACUAUCUUACAAGGAAUCAUUGCAGAACAUCAGGAACGUAGAAAAACUGUAACCGAUGAAGUUGUUAAACAGUUUAUGACACCUCGAAAACUUAAACUCAACCUCUAAAUUUAUUGUACUAACUUAAAUUAAAAGUGAAAAUGGAAAAACUAAAAAUUCUUUUUUUGUGCUUGUAAAUAUAUAAAAUAGCAUCAGACCACAUUAAAAAAAUUAAAAAUCAUUGAUAACUGAAUUAAUUAAUUUUUUCUUCAUACCGACAGUAUACGCAGCUAGUUAAAAGACAGAUGCUUAUUCUCAUCAUGACAACUUUGAACAACUGUGGUAAUAAAUGGUUUUAGGUUUGUCAUAAUACAGUGAGAACGACAUUUAGCUUGAGCUAACAACAGUUUUUCUAUGGGAAAUACUACACAGCAAAAACUAUUGUUUGGUUAUGAAACACAUAGAAUAGUGUUUUUCAGUUAUUGUUAUACUCUUAAGAACUUAUGAUCCUGUUUAAAGAAAUAAGUCACAUUCUUAUACAUUGUGUCUAGAAGUAAGAGUAAUGGUUUCCUUCAUAAAUUUUAGUAUUUUUGAGAACUGUAUAAAGUAAAUUGAACAUAAUAUAAUAUAUUCAUGUAUAUUUAAUUUUAAAGUUUACUUUUAUCACUGUGUAGUGAAAACUCGUUAAUUUGAAAGCAGUUACUUUAAUUACAGUGAAUUCUUAUUAAUAGCAUGUGUUAGCAGUUGAUAAAUGUUAGGGUGUAAACUAGUAAGGGUUGACAUGCAAUUGUUAAAAAACAAUUGUAUGUGCAAUAAAGUUAUCUGUUUAUUUUUUAUAUAUUGUCAUUAGUUAUACAAAUUAAAUGUUCAAUGUGGCAUAUUAUGUCAUGAUGUACAUGUAAGUCACCAGUUUGUUCAAACCAGUAACUUAUAGAAUAUAUAGUACAGGUAUUGCAUCCUGUAUAAACCUGUAUCUCAUUUGAAUGAUGCUGAUAUUUCUACACAUCUUCUUUUUGGAGCACUGUAACUUGACAUGACUGUAGCAUAAACCACUCUGAUGACCUCUCAACACCUGUUAUGGUUUGUCUACACAACCCUAUUGGGAAGGUCAUUCUAAGAAAAUUUAUUGAAAACUGGUACUCUCUGCAAUUGUAGAUAUCUUAUGGUCAGUAAUUAUCACCCUGUUUCAUGUCCUGAUCGACCCCCUACUAAACUCUCAUGGUGUCAUCUAUGAAUUACUAAACCAUUUAUUCAUAGAAACUGCAUGUUUGUUAUAAGAAAUAGCCGUUUAGAUUCUGAACAUGAACAUAUGGAUUAUUAAUUAAAUUUCCAGUUGCGAAGAUUUACCAUGUGAAAAAUCACCCAGAUUAUCUAUGUCCGAAAAACGAGGGUUCAAUGUAAUUCUGAACACAGUGCGGUACUAACGUUAAAAAAAUUUACAUGUAAUGUAAAUGAGAUAUAAAGCUCACAAUGGAAUGCAGUAAAUAUUGUGUGAUAAACCAAUUGUUAUUGUAAUGAUUGUAGUGAAAUGCAUGUAUUAGAAUGGUUGUUCAGCAAGAACACUAAAUUUAAUUCUUUCAUCCACAUUAGUAACACUUAAAAUGUUUAUCUUGUUUGUAAAUACAUGAUAAAACGUUUUUGCUGUUUUUUUGUACUUUUCUGUUUUUAGGUGUUAGUAUAAGAAAAAUAAUAUAUUGAAACAAUGAUUCAGUAAGUCACUUGUUUGUGUAUUGUUUUUCACUAUGACAUAAUUUUUGGGCUUGUACAUAAUAACUGUAGUUUUAUAAUAAUCAAAGUGGAGAGUCUGUAGUUCUUAUGCUAACAUUCAUUGCUUUAGUAUUUUUUUUUUGCAUAAUACCUAGUUCUUUCAGCUAUAGUCUUCAUAAGUACUCAAUCAUAACAUCUCCCAUUAUAGAAAAUAAAUUUUUGUAUAUAAAUUGAUGUGAGGAUGACAAAGUCAUGGUUCAAGAUGUUUAGAGACAAAACAUAGAUAUAACUUGUAUGUAUUCAGUUUUAGUAACACAUGCUUUAUGUUUGUUAUUCCAGUAUCUAACUUGUAUGUAUUCAGUUUUAGUAACACAUGCUUUAUGUUUGUUAUUCCAGUAUCUAGGAAUAUCACUGCAUCUACAACUUUGCUUCUAAGAAAUAUAUAGGACAUAAAUAACCUGUAAUAUCUGAUCCUUUUAUUUUGCUUCUUGGUAUUGUAUAGUCUGGUGUACAACAAUCCCAACAAAGGCUUAAUUUAAAGAAUAAGCUUAAAAUGAUGAGGUGUUUGAUAUAAGUGUUCACUUUUAAGGUUUAACAAGUAAUAGAUGAUAUGUUAAGAGUCAUUUCUAAGUAGCUUGGCUAAAUCAUACAUAAUAAAAUAUUUAUCAGAAAAUCCAAAUCAUGCACUUGCGGACCAUUGACAAAAAAAAAAAAAGAUAAGUAUAGAUUAUUAAAUUGAUGUUUGUGCAUGGGAAUUUGAAGUGUUGUUGAUUUUUCAAUGUUACCUAUGGAAGAACUUUUUUUUAGCCCCAUAGGUUCAGCAGAGUAGAAUUUUAACCAUGCUCUCAGGUGUUAGUAACUAAUUUAAAGUCCAGUUUUCUGUAUCAGUUGUUUUUUAUAGUGUAGGAUUAAUGCUAGUGUUUACCCUGAACUUAAAAAACUUAAUAAAAACUUACAUAAAACAA
This is a messenger RNA of Limulus polyphemus (Atlantic horseshoe crab), 3932 nucleotides long. RefSeq names its product tryptophan--tRNA ligase, cytoplasmic-like (gene TrpRS). The coding region runs from base 112 to 1389 and encodes 425 amino acids. NCBI's taxonomy places the organism in Eukaryota, Metazoa, Arthropoda, Merostomata, Xiphosura, Limulidae. Gene Ontology annotation, molecular function: tryptophan-tRNA ligase activity; ATP binding. Gene Ontology annotation, cellular component: cytoplasm. The record is from RefSeq and is a predicted model, not a curated record. The transcript has 10 exons. Gene Ontology annotation, biological process: tryptophanyl-tRNA aminoacylation.